Xyrauchen texanus (razorback sucker) is the source of this 777-nucleotide messenger RNA. Its product is annotated as leucine-rich repeat-containing protein 3-like. Gene Ontology annotation, molecular function: protein binding. The transcript has a single exon. Gene Ontology annotation, cellular component: plasma membrane. NCBI's taxonomy places the organism in Eukaryota, Metazoa, Chordata, Actinopteri, Cypriniformes, Catostomidae. Bases 1 to 777 code for a protein of 258 amino acids. The record is from RefSeq and is a predicted model, not a curated record.
AUGCUGUGGCCAGCUGCCUUUCUGUCACUGCGACUGACAAUGACUUCCCUCCUUCUCAAUGUCUUGGAUCUGUCAGAGUCAAAGUCCCACCAAGCAGAAAAUGGAUGCCCAGAUAGUUGUUUCUGCUCUGAGAAUGUUGAUGGUGUGCUAGUGGUUCGUUGUAGCAACAUGCACUUGAUUGGCGUGCCACGUGGCCUUCCCAACAUUACACAACAUCUAUACCUGGAUAACAACCUACUGGUUACCAUACCAUCUGAUUCCUUUGUUGGACUCCCCCUGCUGUUUGAGCUAGAUCUUUCACACAAUAGGCUGGUUCACCUGGAACCUGGAGCAUUCCUAGGUUUGGCUGGCUCAUUGAGCAGACUAGAUCUUUCCUCCAACCAGCUAGAGACCCUGGAUCCCAUGGUGUUGGGGGACCUCAGUGCCCAGACUAACCUCUCUCAUAACCCCUGGCUGUGUGACUGCCGUCUGCAACUGUCUAUGCCACAGCUGCUCUUGGAUCCAUCCUCGCUCGCUGAGGUGGUUUGCAACAAUUCUGAGCCAGAAGAGCUUGGGGCACAAGGUAUGCCAUUCAUCUUAGUGGCGGCUGAUCUCGACUUCUGUGCAGCACUCAGGAGGACCACUGACGUGGCUAUGCUGAUAACAAUGUUUGGCUGGUUUAUAAUGGUUAUAUCAUACUUGGUUUACUAUGUCAGACACAACCAAGAAGAAGCCAUAUGCCACCUUGAGUAUCUUAAAUCUCUCCCCAACAGGCAAGGUGGAAUCAUUAACUCUUAA